Molecule: messenger RNA, 519 nt
Organism: Protopolystoma xenopodis
Lineage: Eukaryota; Metazoa; Platyhelminthes; Monogenea; Polystomatidea; Polystomatidae
Source: the annotation of a GenBank genome assembly
GCAGAGUCCAGUCCAGAUACUUGCAUAGAGGCCAAGCCCCCACACAAAUUGCCGCUAAGUAAGAAGCCUUCCACCCAGUUGCCCCCCAAAAAGUCAGCUGUUGCUUUGAGAGGACGGUCUUCAGCUGUUCCCAUAGCUUCCGCUGCCAAGAAGCCCUCAGCCGGACUAAAUGCCAGCGAUUUCCUUAGUCCGCCUCGACUGACUCCGUCAUCACAGGAUCUACGUUCACCAACAUCCUCAGCAAGCUGCGCCGGCAGGAAUCCAUUUAAGUCUCGUUCCACCACCGUAAAGACCGACAGUUCGCUUAUCUCUGGCCUGGGAAGCAGUGCUUUAGACGUCUGGAAACCAUCGCAGGCUUCAUCUUUGGACGAAUUAUCAGCCAAGGCCUCACAUGUCAAACCAUCUGGAAUGAAAGCUGGCAAGAGGAUGGGGCUAUUCAAUUCUGGUAAUGCACGUGGAAAUACUCCUAUAUCUACAGCAGCUGGUCAAUCUAGGACAUCACUAAACGUAGUUGGUUGA